AUGAAAAUGGAGAAUCGCACCGUGGUGUCGGAAUUUAUCCUCCUAGGGAUUCCCAACACCAACGGUCUUGAGACCAUCCUCUUCAUCACCUUCUUAGCCUUCUACCUCUGCACCCUGGUGGGCAACCUGCUCAUCUUCUCAGCCAUCCUCGCUGACGCCCGCCUGCACACCCCCAUGUACUUCUUCCUCUGCAAUCUCUCCAUUCUAGACCUCGGAUUCUCUUCCAUCAGCACCCCUAAAUUUCUGACCAAUCUCUGGGCGAAGAGUAGAAACAUCUCGCUGGGCGGGUGCAUGUCCCAGGUCUUCUUCUACCACUUUCUGGGCAGCACCGAGUGCCUGCUCUACACCGUCAUGGCCUAUGACCGGUACGUGGCCAUCUGCCACCCGCUGCGCUACCUGCUCAUCAUGAACCAGAGGGUGUGCGCCCUCCUGGCCGCCGGCACCUGGAUCGCCAGCUCCUUCCACGCCACCAUCCUCACCAGCCUGACCUUCACGCUGCCCUACUGCAGGUCCAAUGUGGUGGACUAUUUCUUCUGUGACAUCUUCCCGGUGAUCAAGCUGGCCUGUGCGGACACGUAUGUCAUCGAGACUGUGAGCUUCACCAAUAUUGGGGUGGUGCCCAUGACUUGCUUCCUCCUUAUCCUUGCCUCCUACUUCAGGAUCAUUGCCUCCGUGGUGAGAAUGCGCAGCGCUGAGCGAGGUUGGAAAGCCAUCUCCACUUGCGCAUCGCACCUGACAGUGGUGUGCUUCUUCUUUGGGCCCUGUGCCCUCCUCUACACCCAGCCCUCCCUAAGCAAUGUGCUGGCUACCCCCAUGCAGAUCUUCUGUGAUGUGGUCACCCCGAUGCUGAACCCGGUGGUCUAUACGCUGAGGAAUAAGGAAGUCAAGGCAGCAUUCAGGAAAAUGAAAGGUGGCUAA
Messenger RNA from Trachemys scripta elegans, 918 nucleotides. Its product is annotated as olfactory receptor 958-like. NCBI's taxonomy places the organism in Eukaryota, Metazoa, Chordata, Testudines, Emydidae. Gene Ontology annotation, cellular component: membrane. The coding region runs from base 1 to 918 and encodes 305 amino acids. Gene Ontology annotation, biological process: G protein-coupled receptor signaling pathway. The transcript has a single exon. Gene Ontology annotation, molecular function: olfactory receptor activity; G protein-coupled receptor activity. The record is from RefSeq and is a predicted model, not a curated record.